Molecule: messenger RNA, 2109 nt
Organism: Ceratitis capitata (Mediterranean fruit fly)
Lineage: Eukaryota; Metazoa; Arthropoda; Insecta; Diptera; Tephritidae
Product: putative adenosylhomocysteinase 2
Exons: 10
Coding region: 292-1803 (503 amino acids)
Biological process (GO): L-methionine cycle
Cellular component (GO): cytosol
Source: RefSeq, a predicted model, not a curated record
AUGUAGUCAGUUAGAAGCUUACUCCAGCCGCGAGCGUACGUAGUAUUUAUCUACCGUGUAAUAAAUUGAAAAAUCUAACCUGUCGCGCUUCACUUAUUUUCAACGCUCAAGCUAAGCAUCGUUAGUUGUAUACAUAUAUACAUAUAAAUUUGGCGUGUCAAACUAAGUGCGGCUGUACGGUUAGAACAAGUUUCGCACUGGUUAUCUCAAUUCCAUAACCAUAUAAAUCUGUACACAAAACACAAAUUAAUUAUUUAAAUUGCAUCAAUUUAUACAAAAAAAAAAAAAGUUAUGAAUAUUUCGAAAAUGUUAUCUGAAACACCUACAUCGGAUUUGGGAUUUGGUGAUAAGCAAGAGGCCAAGCAACCGAGUGCUUUGAAAGUUGCUAGUAUGACCAGAAGGCGAUCGUCUGCAGCAUCUACAUGUUCAUUCAGCUCAGCUUGUUAUACGGGUAGCUCAGACGAGGAUCCAGUGUCUCCGCGGGAGAAGAAGCAACGUAAUACUACCGGUUUCACGGAUUUUUGUGUUAAAAAUAUUUCUUCCCAACAUUCUUUCGGCAGAAGAGAAAUAGAAAUUGCAGAAAAGGAAAUGCCUGGAAUUCUGGCAUUACGAAAGCGUGCCUCAGAUGAUAAACCUCUAAGAAAUGCUCAAAUUGUUGGCUGUACUCAUAUUAAUGCACAAACAGCGGUACUUAUCGAAACAUUGGUUGAGUUGGGGGCAACUGUGCGCUGGGCUGCUUGCAACAUUUACUCCACACAGAACGCAGUAGCCGCUGCACUCGCUGAAGCGGGCAUUCCGAUAUUUGCUUGGCGUGGGGAAACCGAAGAAGACUUCUGGUGGUGCCUAGAUAAGUGUGCCCACUCCGAUAAUUGGAAUCCAAAUAUGAUCUUGGAUGAUGGAGGCGAUGCCACUCACUUAAUGUGGAAGAAAUAUCCCAUUAUUUUCAAAGGGAUCAAAGGUAUUGUGGAAGAAAGUGUGACUGGGGUACAUAGAUUGUAUCAAUUGGUGAAAAUUGGAAAACUAACAGUUCCAGCAAUAAAUGUUAACGACUCUGUAACGAAAGCCAGAUUCGACAAUUACUACAACUCAAAAGAUUCAAUUCUCGACAGUUUGAAAAGAUCAACGGACAUAAUGUUUGCUGGUAAACAAGUGGUAAUUUGCGGCUACGGAGAUGUGGGAAAAGGUUGUGCGCAAAGUCUUCGUGGGCAAGGCUGCGUAGUUUACGUAACUGAAAUCGAUCCGAUUUGUGCAUUGCAAGCAAGCAUGGAUGGCUUUCGAGUAGUCCGUUUAAAUGAAAUUAUUCGCCAAGUCGAUAUUGUUGUAACAGCUACCGGUAAUAAGAAUGUCAUCACUCGAGACCAUAUGGAUCGCAUGAAAUCUGGUUGCAUAGUUUGUAACAUGGGACAUUCAAACUCGGAGAUUGAUGUGAAUAGUUUACAUUCACCUGAACUAUCCUGGUUGAGAGUGCGCUCUCAGGUGGAUCAUAUCAUUUGGCCUGAUGGUCGUACGAUCAUACUUUUAGCCGAAGGACGCCUUGUCAACUUGUCGUGUUCAACUAUUCCUUCCUUUGUGGUAUCAGUUACUGCUGCAGCACAAGCAUUGGCUCUCAUUGAGUUAUAUAACGCUCCAACUGGCCGCUAUAAAUCCGACGUUUAUUUGUUGCCAAAAAAAAUGGAUGAAUACGUUGCAAGUUUGCAUUUGCCAAUAUUAGAUGCGCAUUUGACAGAACUUACUGAUGAGCAGGCGAAGUACUUAGGACUCAAUAAAGCCGGACCUUUCAAGCCAAACUAUUAUAGAUACUAAAUUUAACUGGAGAGAACAACGAAAAUAUACCCAUAUGUACUUACAUAUAUAUUUUUUAUAUGGAAAUCAUGUUCACCUUGUUUCUCCAUAUUUACCGUAAAUCUUAAAAGGAGUGAUUGUAAAAGGUGACGCAAUUAUCGCAAAGACAUGCAGACAUACAUACAUAUAUAAGUAUAAUAUUUUUAAUUUACACAUGUACGUACUUACAUGCAUCCCUAUGUAAUGGCGAAAAUUAGAAAUUAUUUUCGGAUGUUAAGCAUUCGCUAACAAAAUUCAUAAUUAAUCAUAGAAAUAAAUGUACAGAAA